Messenger RNA from Linum trigynum, 3027 nucleotides. NCBI's taxonomy places the organism in Eukaryota, Viridiplantae, Streptophyta, Magnoliopsida, Malpighiales, Linaceae. The record is from the annotation of a GenBank genome assembly.
GAUCAUACCGAUGGUAUUUACACUGAUUUUAUAACCGAUUAGUUCAUAACCGUUGUCUAAAUAGAUCAGUCAUUUUUUGUCAUAGAAAAAAAAAAGAAAUAGAAGAAAAGAGAUUAUAUAUCUAUAUAUGAAUCUAUGCACGUAAAAAGAGAAGAGAGGGAAUUCAAUUGAAUAAAAAUUAGUUGAGUUUAGUUGGGAAACGUCAAACGAGAGAGUGGCUGGCCGAGGGAGGCAGAGCACCCGGCCGCGGCCCCCAUAUUAUACAAACAAGAUAUAUAUAUAUAUAUAAAUAUAAAUAUAUUAUUAUUAUUUUUAAAACCCCUACCCUUCCCUUCCAAAUUAAUUACCCUUUCUCUUUAAUCUUCCCACUUCUAUCAUCAAUUCAUCAUCCUCAUAUAUAUUUAUUCUCAGUCUUCUUCUUCUUCUGGCUUGGCUCCGUAAUACUAGCACAUCGCAGAGCUGUCCAGAAAGAGACUUUCUCCUCCCUUUCUCUUUAUCCCUUCUCCCCUUCCUUCCUUCACUUUCCCCUCCCCACACCAGAAAGAAAGCAAGAGAGAAAGGAAAGAUAGAGAUGGGGAAUUGCCAGGCGAUCGAUGCGGCAGCGCUGGUCAUACAGCAUCCCUGCGGCAAGAUAGAGAGGAUGUACUGGCCCGUCACCGCCAGUGAAAUCAUGAGCCUCAACCCAGGCCAUUACGUCUCUCUCAUAAUCCCACUCCCCAGGCCUCCUACCGCUCCCGGCGACGACCACAAGGUGGUUGCUGCGGCCACGGCGGUUCAGUUCACCAGAGUCAAGCUUCUCCGCCCAACUGAUACUCUGGCUCUUGGCCAUGCCUACCGCCUCGUCACCACUCAAGAGGUAGUGAAGGUUCUUCGGGCCAAGAAGUCUGCCAAAAUGAAGAAACAGGAGGCUGAGCCUGGUGAGAAACCAGAGGCUAUUUUGUCAGAUAAACAGAGUUCAGAUAGCAGGAAAUCUGACUCGGACAAGGACUUCCACUUCCAGUUCCAGGCAAGCAAACAAGGAAGUCAUCGGCGAAGGGCAGCGCCAGUUAACCCAUCUGCACUGAGAUCCAAGUCAUGGCGGCCAACAUUACACAGCAUCUCAGAGGCUACAAGCUGAACUCAUCUCCCCUCUUGUAUCCAGAAAUUCCCCCCCAUGGCAGAUGGCUCCAUAAUGAUGGGAAGAGACUGGUAAAAAACUAGUCAAUCCGGAAUAGAGAAAAAGAUGUUAUAAAGGAAUGUUUAUAAGGAGAAAAAGGAGUCUCUCCACCUUCCUCCCUAAACAAUAUAGAUGGAUUUCCUGUUACUUGACGGAAAGAGCUACCUUUCCCCCUCCUUUCUUCCUGUACAGCCAGCCACGAGAGAAAGCAAAAAGAAAAGAAGGGGGAAAAGUAGAGAAAAGAAAAAGGAAUGGAUUCUGACACAGUACUUACUUACCCGUGUUCUUUUGCAAAGUACAUAUAUAUUUUUACCCUGCCUGUUACGUGUGAAGUAGGAAUAGUAGUACCAUCGAUGACACAGAUUCACCCAAGAGAGGGAAUCGGGGGAAAAAAAAAAAAAGAGAAGACAGAUGGAAGGUUAAUCAAUGUGCGCGUUAAUGGCGAUGGGGAGGUGGGUUUGAUGAGUUCCAAACUUGCCAAUCCUGAUCCACAUGAUUUUGAGCCCACAGAAGAGCAGCUCUUGCUGCCAUGGCUGCUCCCGCUCCUGCCAAUUUCUUGUCCUUGAGAGCUACUAACAUAUCUGUAAAUGGCUCCACCAAUAAUGUCCCAGGCCCUCCAUACUCAUUGUGCAAGAACUCACUGAAUAUCUGCUUCCAUUACCACAAAAGAUGACCAACGAUAACAUUAAGAGCUGGGAUCAACAGAUGGAAAACUCAUAAUGGCUUCUGCAUCUUACUCAAAAAGCUAUAGCUAGCCUACCCUGGAGUCGUGCAGAUGGCAUAAACAUUGUUAAACAGGUAAGACAUUUGUUAAAGAGAAUAAUAAUAAUGCCAAGAUUUGGGCCUAGCAAGCAAAUAGCAUGCACAAAAAGCUAGAAACAAUUGAUUGAAGUUGUCUUUGAAAUGCCAGCUUUUUAAUUUUGUUGUGAAGCCACACGUAGUUCCAUCCCAGUAGUACUCGUCUUUGGGAGGGAGGAAACGGGCCAUGGCCAUCAAUUAUUCAAAGCCAAGACAGCACAAGGUUCCAACCAAAUCAGAACCCUACUGCUCUAAAAGGAGAUUAGACAAAUUUUGCACACUCAGAAACAUAAAAGCAAGCAAAAUAAAUAAAAAGAGGCACAGCUUAUAGCAGAAAUGGAAAAUAUGGCACGAAAUGAUUGGAUACAAUUUCAUAAGAAUUGCAACUAAGGAAUCCGUAUUAAAUGGUUAUUGUUUUCAAAUUCUUGUUUACAAAAUAAUUACAACUAUAAAUUACCUAAACUAUAACACUAAAAUAACAAAUAUUGGUGAUCAUCUUGUAGUUUUCAGCAGGCCAUGCAAAUCUCUAGACUCUAAUGGUUCAUAUAAAUUCAAUUCUCAACAAGUGCUGGCCGGCGGCAUCCUUACUAAGAAUGCCUCUGAUCUCCACGUCGACUCAUUCUUUCUCAGAAAUCCCCCGUCAGCAAUAUAUGUAUUUUUUAUAUACGAAAAGAAUUAGCAACAAAGUAUGCCAUGGCUGUUCCAUUUGUCUAAUCAGUGGGAUGCAGAUAACAAUUUCUAGCUUUUCACGAUGAGAUAAUGACCAUCUCCCCGGCCGGUAUAAAAACAAUUAAGCAGAUAUGCAUAUGAUCAACUAACUUCACCUGCGACAAGCAUAUGCAAUCAAAAAACUUGCCCACGGGCGGCACACAGAGGAAGGGCUUGGUGCCAACAACAAGCUUCCAGAUGGAAGACUACAAAACUGUAGCAAAAAUUGGCUCGCUCCCAUGGGGGUAUAUAGCUAAGCAGGAUUCUGUCCUUCAAAAUCACCCGAUUAGGCUUUAAAAAAAGAUGAGACAAAAAGUUGUGUUUAUCACAGUUCCUCCUCAUCAAAUUAAACAUUGAUAAUGUGA